Molecule: messenger RNA, 1696 nt
Organism: Colletotrichum navitas
Lineage: Eukaryota; Fungi; Ascomycota; Sordariomycetes; Glomerellales; Glomerellaceae
Product: fatty acid hydroxylase superfamily protein
Exons: 3
Coding region: 469-1428 (319 amino acids)
Biological process (GO): ergosterol biosynthetic process
Cellular component (GO): endoplasmic reticulum membrane
Molecular function (GO): C-4 methylsterol oxidase activity; iron ion binding
Source: RefSeq, a predicted model, not a curated record
CUGGACUCGUCACUUUUAUCAGCGAUAGAGCCAACCAAUGGUAGAAGCAAAUACCAACAUGCAGUAUUCGUAUUCGGGAUGUGCUCUUCUAUCCUCAUUCUAGAAGCACAGAUUUGACCUUGGCGAGAUGGGAAAAUACGCCGCUUUGUCGUACCACCUCCUGAGCGGAUGCCGGUGAAUUUUGAUCAUGCCACUGGCAUCUGCCCCCCCUUGCACCGUCCCCGAGUCUUCAAACAACGAUCCAAAGCCCGCCAUGUCCACACGCGUAGCUGUUGGUGCACGAGAUCCAGGUCCCCGCUGGAUGUACAUGAAUGUUUAUAAGUCCUUAAGCCGACCCCUUCUCUGCUUUCUUGCGCCCUUGUUAAACCCGGUAUCGCUGUUUCGUCGUGCUUUGAGACCAGCCUCUCUCGUCUUUCUUCCAGUCACUCUCUCGAGCUCUCUCACUCAAGUUGGGGUGCACCCGACACCAUGUCGUCCUGGAACUCGACUGUCGUGUUCCCCAACCACACCUCCACACAGGACUAUUUCGGCGUGCUCGACGACGUCAGCAGGUACAAUGUCCAGCUCAACGUCGUUGAGCGCCUCUGGGCGGCAUGGUAUCUGUGGAUGCAGAACGACAUCCUCGCCACAGGCAUCAUGACCUUUGUCAUGCACGAGAUCGUUUACUUUGGCCGCAGUCUGCCGUGGAUCAUCAUCGACGCGAUCCCCUGUUUCCGCAGAUGGAAGAUCCAAAAGGUGCGCGCCUCCGGCCCCUUCGCCGCCUUCGCGCUGCGGAUGAUCCAAAAAAUCCCAACCUGGAAAGAGCAGUUCGAAUGCGGCGCCCUCGUCCUCUUCAGUCACUUCACCGUCGAGCUCCCGCAGAUCUGGCUCUUCCACCCCAUCGCCACCUGGUGCGGCCUCGAUUACGGCGUGCCCUUCCCGCCCUGGUGGAAGACGGCCUAUCAGAUCGCCAUCUUCUUCGUCCUCGAGGACACCUGGCACUACUGGGUGCACCGCGGCGCCCACUGGCCCCCGAUCUACAAGUCCGUCCACAAGAUGCACCACUACUACUCGGCGCCCUUUGGCAUGACGGCCGAGUACGCCUCUCCGAUCGAGGUCAUGUUCCUCGGCCUCGGCACCGUCGGGUGCCCCGUACUCUGGGUCCUCAUCACCAAGGACCUACACCUAUUCACCAUGUACUCGUGGAUAGUCUUGCGGCUGUUCCAGGCCAUCGACAGCCACUCCGGCUACGACUUCCCCUGGUCCUUGAGGCACGUUCUCCCCUUCUGGGCCGGCGCCGAGCACCACGACGUGCACCACGAGAAAUUUAUCGGUAAUUAUGCCUCGAGCUUCCGGUGGUGGGACUACAUCAUGGACACCGAGGCCGGGGCCGAGGCCCACCAGCGCAGACGCGAGAAGAGGAUGGCCAAGGCCAAGAAGGCCCAGUAGAUGCUUCGGGAGUAUCUCCAGACGGGACUGGACAGGAGGGAAAUCAAGCAUGGUGACAUAGUAUUUCCCGGUAGGGUUCGAAGAGGCUGGAGUCGUUUAAAAGGACCAGGCUGUGUGUUCUUUCUUCUACGGCCGUAAUGACAACCUUGUUGUAAAGAAUUGUAAUUUGACUAGAUUUAUACACGAAAUGUGACGAUCUCUAUCGUCACCUUCUUUAACGUUACACAACGUCAAAUUGAUUGCCCUCGGCAACGAACAUUACGUAUUC